Molecule: messenger RNA, 5575 nt
Organism: Aricia agestis (brown argus)
Lineage: Eukaryota; Metazoa; Arthropoda; Insecta; Lepidoptera; Lycaenidae
Product: Down syndrome cell adhesion molecule-like protein Dscam2
Exons: 35
Coding region: 187-5460 (1757 amino acids)
Biological process (GO): dendrite self-avoidance; axon guidance; homophilic cell-cell adhesion
Cellular component (GO): axon; plasma membrane
Molecular function (GO): cell-cell adhesion mediator activity
Source: RefSeq, a predicted model, not a curated record
GCGGCGCACGCCUCGCGCCACUCCGACACUUCCGACGCGAGCAAACUUUACUAGCCGUGACUGAGAAUAGUUUAUAGACUGAGAGAAGUUUACCAUUGACUGAGAGAAGUUUACCAUUGACUGAGGAAAGUUUACCUUGAUGUGAAAAUGAGUGACAGUUGACUGUGAUGUGAGAAGUGUGACGGAAUGACAGGCCACCAUCUGCAAUGGCUCCUGGUAGCGGCAUCUCUCGCGCUGGCCGCGAGCUCGGGGGACAAGCGGCCUCACUUCACUGUGGAGCCUCCCCCGCGGGUGCUGUGGCCGGCGACGCGGGGGGCGCACGCGGUGUGCCGCGCCAGUGGACACCCCCAGCCUGAGGUCCACUGGGUGACGGCUGAGGGACAGGUCAUUACUACUAUACCGGGAUUAAGGCACGUACUCAGCGACGGCAAGCUGGUGGUGGGGGCGCGGCGGUCGCUCAUCGACGCCGGCAGCGGCGGCAGCAGCGCCGUGCUGCGGUGCCGCGCCUCCAACAGGGCCGGCGUCACGCUCUCCCGACCGGUGCUGUUGCAGCCAGUGGAAGACAACGUGCUGUCCCACUCCGUCCGGCAGCUGACGCCGGCCAAGCUGGGCGGGUCGGUGGUGCUGCGCUGCGAGCUGUCUCCGCAGUUCGACCUGGCCGACGUCACGUGGCUGCAGGACGGCCUGCCGCUGUCAUCCGGCUACAUCGGCGCAGACACCCGCUGGAUAUCCGGGGCGGGCGGGCUGCUGCUGGGCGCGGAGCUGACGCAGGCGGACAUGCAGGCGGAGUACUCCUGCCUCGCCCUCACUGUACCCAGCCCGCCCUACAAGCUUACUGCUGAUGACAGCAGCUGGUUGGAGAGCGUGGAGCUGACCUCGAUAGAGGCGAAGACGGGCGACACGGUGCUCCUGCCCUGCACUCUGAGACAGUACGGCAAACACACCAUCACUUGGCAGCGACAGGAAGCGAACGGGGUGUGGGUAUCUACGGGGGAGGGUGUGGUGAGGGGAGGGACUCUAGUGCUGCCCAGCGUGAGGUCGCAUCACGCUAUCAGAUACGCCUGCUCGUCGGGACCUGAUGUGUCACCGAGAAUGGUGAUACGGCUUGUCGUGUAUGAGCCACUGUCUGUUUCAGUUACGCCUAAUCCCCUGAUGCUAGGUACCGGUGGCAGUGGUAUUUUUAAUUGCACCGUGCACGGGGGUCGUGGUGGAGGUGUCACACUAAGCUGGCAGCAUGAAGGUCGACCUCUACAUUCUCCACAAUCUCGCUUAACUCUUGGUCCCGUCAGACCACAUCACGUUGGCCUCUACCAGUGCACGGCCUAUGACCAUAUAAACUCAGCUGUAGCUGGAGCUGAAUUAAUUAUUGCAGACAGGCCCCCUCGCUUAGUGUCCACAUUCAGUGAAGCUAUCACUCGAGUCGGUCAGAGCAUUGCAUUCAGAUGUGCCGCCACUGGUAUACCAUCACCACGAAUCAUUUGGACGUUAGACGAUAGACCUUUGCCAUCAGCACCAGAUAAAUACAGUGUAAAUACAAGAGCUGAACCAACUGGCGGUGAAGAUGGUACAAUAGUUUCUACACUUAGUAUAACGAUACGGAGCGCUGAUGAAGGUGGAAGGUACGGAUGUAACGCAACUAAUUCCGGUGGAUCACACGCUCAUCAUGCAAGGCUUAAUGUUUUUGGACCACCGAAUAUAAGAUAUUUACCACCUAUUCACGUAAAAACUGAAGCUGAUGUUAUGGUAUAUUGUCCUUACUCUGGAUAUCCUAUCAAGGAAGUGCUAUGGCGACGAGACGAUGGUACUGUAGUUGAAGGAAUUUUGGAAACGAAUGAUGAUGAUCGUGGAGUGUUAAGGCUACCAUCAAUUAGAGGCACUGUAGCGGGAAGCUAUACUUGUGAAGUGAGAGCUGAAAGUGGAGAGCUGGCAAGAAGGACAGUGAGGAUUGAAGUUCACAAGCCACCAAAAAUCGUACCCUUCCAAUUUCCCGAAGAGCUAGAGGUAGGAGGCAGUACGCAGGCCACAUGUAGUUUGGUUUCUGGAGAUAAGCCAAUACAGUUUACAUGGCACAAGGAUAAUUUACCGAUACCAGCUACCUUGAAGGUAGAACAGAAAAACAUGGAUUUCUUUACCAUAUUAGUCAUUCAAGACUUGACUUCGGCGCACAGCGGAGAAUACUCCUGCAGAGCGACUAACGAUUUCGGCACUGUUACUCACACUUCUUCCUUAACCGUAAAAGAAUUGCCGACUUGGGUGUGGAGGCCACAAAACACUUCGGUAUCUGCCGGCGCCGCAGUGCUACUGCCAUGUUCGGCGAAGGGACAACCACAGCCGAGAAUAUCUUGGGAAUAUUCAACAGAUGGGGAAAACUGGCGCCACAUCCUCUGGGGACAGUCUGAGUCCCCGGACGCUAGUGAAGGAACGAUACUGUCAGAUGGGACGGUCUGGCUGAGAUCAGCUACUCCGGAACACGAGGGCUGGUAUAGGUGUACGGCGCGAGUACAACACUCCUUCCUGCAUCAUUCCUUCUACUUGGAUGUGAGAGAACCGCCGAAGUUAUCUCGCGGCGGUGGUGCAAGUGAGACGAGGUGGGUGGUGAGGGGUUCCGUCGCGAGGCUGACGUGCACGGUCCGCGGGGAACCGGAGAUACACAUGCACUGGACACACGACUCCCGACCGCUGGCGUUGCAUGGUUCCGGCGGCGUGGAGAUGCGCGAUAUCGGUAACGGUGCGAUGACGUCGGAGAUCACGAUCGCGGCCGCCGGGCCGGAGCACGCGGGCGAGUACCGCUGUCUCGCCCGCAACCUGUACGGCAGCGAUGAGCUGCUGUUUAGACUGUUUGUUAAAGAACGUCCGAACAUACCCGAAGAAGUGCGAAUCUCCGAAGUAUGGUCUCGCAAAGCCCGCGUCACCUGGCGAGUAGCCCGCGGUGCGAUGGUCUCCCACUACUCCCUGCAGUAUCGUCCCCUGACCCGUGACCUUGGGGACGAACCGCUAAACGCUCCGCUCCCCGCUCUGCUCGGCAAUUGGGACACACCCGACGUCAUGAACAUUACGCUCGCUAAUUCUGACUUACUACAUAUACCGUCCGAGGGGCCCAGUCGCGCCGGGGCCUCAGUGGCCGGUCUAGCCCCCGACACCAGAUACGUACUCAGACUUGCCGCCUUCAACGACGUGGGCGCCUCACCGCAUACGCCUCCGCUACAGUUCACGACUCGGGAAGAAGCACCUGGAGGGAUUCCACGUGAUAUCACCGUGAGAGCGCUGAGGGCAAGAGAGCUCCAAGUCACAUGGCAGGCCCCGCCGCGAGAAACUUGGCACGGGAGCCUUCUCGGCUACACUAUACGAUGGUGGGAGGCGACAGAAGAGGGCAAAGCGCUGAGCGACAACGGUUCCGAGAGCGGGGCAAGUGCGGACGCGACGAGCACUACUCUACGGGGCCUCAAGGCGGCCACGCGGUACGGAGUCACGAUCCGCGCCUACAACGCGGCUGGAUCCGGCCCUGUCUCGCCCCCACACUACCGACACACAUUGGAGUCACCGCCUACUGGUGGUCCCGAGAACCUAUCCUGCAUGUCGGGCAGUCCCACAUCGUUGCGGGUGUCAUGGCGGCCGCCGGCGGUGGAGGCGCGCGGGGGGACCAUCACACACUACACCCUGCAGUACACCAGGCUGGACUCCGAUCCGCUCCAGCCUGCGCAGGACGCGCAUUUGAGGGUUCAGGGUGAGGAAGCAACAGUGUCUCGUUUGACGCCGUACGCAGAGUACGAGCUAAGGGCGCGUGCACACAACGCCGCGGGGGAGGGGCCGCUGUCCCCCCCGCAGGUGUGCAGGACCGAUGAGGAUGUACCGAGCGCGCCGAGCGGCAUGAAACUGAUAGCGCUGAGCGAGCGCUCGCUGCGAGCGUCCUGGCUGCCCCCGCACGAGCCUAAUGGAAAACUAACACACUACUCGCUCUACGUUAAAGAUCUGUCGGGAUCUCAAGAAGCAAACAUCACUCGCAUCAAUGCGUGUACUGAGAGCGAAGGUGCUGUGGAAUGUAUGAAGUCGCUCCGUGGUCUCCGGCCUGGUAGGACGUAUGAGGCCUGGGUCAGAGCGGCUACUGGUGUGGGUGAAGGACCACCUUCAUCCGUGGUGGCUUGUCAGACUAGUGCUUUGGCGCCAGCUCGUAUAUCCUCAUUCGGUGGAGUAGCGGUAGGUGCAGCGGGCAGUUCCCUGUCUCUACGCUGUGUGGUGGGCGGAGUACCACCUCCUGCGAAACGCUGGCUGCGAGGAGGAAGCCCGCUGCAGCCGCGCUCGCCUUUCCACUUGGAUGGAGACGCGCUGCUUAUACGAAAUCUGGAGCUCUCCCACGCGGACAACUACACCUGCCUAGCGGAGAACCCUCACGGCUCCGACAGUGUGACCUGGAGGGUGUUCGUCCUUCGACCUCCUACUCCGCCUGGGCUGGCGCUGUUGGAGGCGAGAUCGAGAGAACUAGAGAUCGACCUUCGACCAGCACCGAGGUCGCCAGGUCAUGCGUUGCCGAAGGCGUAUACGCUGCAUUGGAGAUUGGCUUCACCUGAGGGUGAAUGGCGUAUACAAUCAGCGAGUCCCGGACCGGUGACCCUCAGUGGAUUACGGUGCGGGUCCGCGUACCGCGCGUACGGUUCCGCCGGCGGCGCGCCCGGCUCCGAGAUAUCGAUACGGACGUCCGGCGGACCGCCCGUAGCGCCGCCUGAUACAAGGUGGAUCCGUGCGAACGCGACACACGCGCGGUUCGAUACGACGCUGUGGUCGGACGGCGGGUGCGGGCCGGUCGCACUCAAGCUGGAGUGGAUCGGCUCCGGCGCGACCGGCGCCAGGGACGUGCCCGUAGGUGGUGAGGUUAUAUUGGGAGGUCUGACCCCCGGUUCCCGGUACCGCGUGGCGGCGCGCGCGUCCAACGAGGCGGGUUGGACGCGCGAGGUGUACGAGUUCUCCACUACCCCAGCUGAAGGGUAUGCGGAGGAGGUGGACGCGCCCUUCCCCGCCACUGCUGGUGAACUGGCGCUGCUGUUAGCGCUCUGUGCGGCGCUGUCUGUUGCUGCACUAACCAUACUAGCCAUACUGCUGAGGAGAAAGAGUAGUGAGGGCGGCGGUGACCGCGUGAUGGCGAGCGCGGACAAGCAGCAGUGCGGCACCUACCGCGCGCCCGCGCAUCCCACGCCCAAACUGCCGCCAGAACCUCCUGAUGUGUACGAGAUCAGCCCGUACGCGACGUUCGCCGGCGGGGAGGGUCUGUCCGGCGGCGGCGCGCGCGCGUACACGCUGCAGCUGCGGGCGCUCGCACGACACGACGACGACGCCGCGCCGCCCGCGCGCCCGCCCUGCUGCGAAGAAGAGACGUGUUUGGACGCAUGCGAUGCUCAAAGGAGGCGACGACGCCGGCGACACUACUGCCCAGACCACGCAGGUUGUUCACAAGACUCGGGAAGUUGAGAGGUUCACUGCCAAGACGUUUAGUGCAAAAUAUCUAGUCAUUAUUAACAUUAUUAGCAAAUUCAAUACAUGUUAAUGUAUACAAACAUUUUUAUAAUAAUAUUGUCUAUUUAUA